Messenger RNA from Anguilla rostrata (American eel), 3415 nucleotides. It is a transcript of the gene fam167b, whose product is annotated as family with sequence similarity 167 member B. The record is from RefSeq and is a predicted model, not a curated record. The coding region runs from base 176 to 856 and encodes 226 amino acids. The transcript is spliced from 2 exons. NCBI's taxonomy places the organism in Eukaryota, Metazoa, Chordata, Actinopteri, Anguilliformes, Anguillidae.
CUGAAACUUCCGUAAGCCAGAUUAACUCCACUCCCUUUCUCUCCCUCUCUCUCUUCCUCGUAACAGAAAUAGGGGCGGUCACUUCUCUUAUAUGUUGACGCUAUAAAAAUAAUGGGAAUCUCCAGGAGCAAGGGUAGCGCAGAACCACGCGCAACUUCCAGACAUCCCACGCUCUAUGAAUGAGAAAACUGCGGUUACAGCAGGACUCCUCUCCGGCACGGCCAGUGCCCACACAGCCGGGAACCUCUCCGCGCGCAACUCUACAUUCUCACUUUCCCCGACCAUGGAAUUUAAAGAGCUGGGGGGUGAGGAGGACUCCGGCGGAGACACCGAGGAUCUGGACAACCUCAAAGCGCUGACCGAAAAACUGAAACUUCAGACGCGUCGGCCGUCGUAUCUGGAGUGGAAGGAGAGAUUGCAGAGUCGCCCGUGGGAAGAGGCGCCCACGAGCCCGAACGGAACCCCGUUAGCCGCAGAGGCGGAUGCGAACCCGCUGGAAGUCGUGAUGGACAAAGACUCGGAUCCGACUGUCCGUAACGUCUGUGGCUUUGACACGCUGGACGACGCAUUGGAUUGGCUGAGGAAAGAACUGAGGGAGAUGCAGCUCCAGGACAACCGGUUGGCCCGGCAACUGAUCCGCCUCCGGGCGGACAUCCACCGGCUGAAGGUGGAGCAGGUGUGCCACCGCCACAAGGAGAUGCUGGACGACGCCACCUACGAGCUGGAGGAGUGCGAGGAGGAGUCGGACCUGCUGUGCGACAUCCCCAUGAAGGCCGCCUUCGCCCUGUCCACGCCCCUCAAGCACCUGGGGCUCACCAAGAUGAACAUCAACUCCCGCCGGUUCUCCCUCUGCUAGGGCCCCGCCCACUCUUUGGUGAAGCCACGCCCCCCCCUCUUAAUCCCCAACCCCCUCAUGUGACUAUUUAAGUGCCUGGGCUGCACCAAGAUGAACAUCAACUCCCGCAGGUUCUCGCUCUCCUAGAGCCCCGCCCACUCUCUGGUGAAGCCACGCCCCCCCUCCCCCCCCCCCUUCUUAAUCCCCAACCCUCUCUUGUGACUAUUUAAGUGCCUGGGCUGCACCAAAUUAACAUCAACUCCCGCAGGUUCUCGCUCUCCUAGGGCCCCGCCCACUUUCUGGUGUAGCCACGCCCCCUCACCCCCCCCACCCCUACCCUCACCCCCUCAUGUGACUAUUUAAGUGCCUGGGCUACACCAAAAUGGACAUCGGUCGACUCAUUUAGAUUCUUAUUGUGCUGGGGCUCCCCCCCCCCACUCUGGUGAAGCCACGCCCCCCUCACACUCCCACCCGCUCAUGUGACUAUUUAAGCACUGGGGCGGCACCAAAAUGGACGACUCACUUGGAUUCUCACUCCACUGGGGCCCCGCCUCCAUUCCGAUUAAGCCCCGCCCACUCCAAUGAUGUUCUUCCCCCUUCUUUUUUGUUUCCAGCCCCUUUCACAGUGCCUUGUCUCCCUCUUCCUGGGCCCUUCCAGAACUCCCAAAACUGGGAAGGGGGGGGGGGGGGCAACCACAGGGCUUAUCUCUUAGCAUCACUGUGGGAUGGCUGUGUCUCUGUUCUUUUUUUUUUUUUUUCAGGGACCCCUCACACGCGGGUGAUGGGUGACCCCAAAAACCCAAAGGGUCAGCCUGUGUCCACGCUCCUUUUUCUUCCCUGUCAGAAAGCGCCAUGUCCCCCAGGGUCAUGGGUUCGAGGGCAGGGUAACAUGAGAAACACUGCUACUCAGCCAGAGAUAGAAUGAGAGAGAGAGGGGAGGGGGAUAGAGAGAGAGAUAGAGAGGGGGUGUCAGAGAGAAAGAGCGAGCAAGCGAGAGAGAGUGAGAGAGAGAGGGGGGGAUAGCGAGAGAGAGGGGAGGGCGAGAGAGACGGAGAGAGAAGGGAUGAGAGAGAGAGCAAGCAAGAGAGAGGGGAGAGAGAGAGCAACCAAGCAAGAGAGAGGGAGAGGAGAUGAGAGAAAGAGAUUGCGAGAGAGAGAGAGAGAGAGAGAGUGCCUCUGCUUUCUCUUGCCCUCCCUCUCUCCUCCAAAGUGCCCCUUCAUUGUCUGGGCAAAGAUACAGGAAACAGGAGCUGCUCUCCCUCCCUAAAGAUUAUUAUUGUUUCUUUCUUGGGGGGGGGGGGGGGGGGGGACCAGAAAUAGCCAAAUAGUUCUCAAGAAGUUGGCAGAGCGAAUGAGGGAAAUCUUGGCCUUUGUCUCGGGUUCCCCAGCUCGUUAUGUUCUUGAUUGUUAUGUCAAGAUAGUUUUUUUUUUUUUCUGUCUCCCACCAACACUUCCUUCUUUCGUAUCUCCUUAGUGCAAGAGGACCCACAUGCUUUUAAAGGUCAAGAGGAUUAGUCAGAAUGUCUUCAUGUUGUUUUUCCUCCCUGCAUAUAAAAAAUUUUUUUUUUUUAAAGUGUGCUCUGGGUUGAAAAAACGAGACAAAGCAAGUGAGUGUGUAAGAGAGUGAAAUUAAAUGAAUGAAUUAAUGAUUUUGAGAGAAAGCAGGGAGAAAGGGUGUGCGUUUGUGUACAAUUCGGUGCAAGUAAGUUUUGCAAAGGCAGCAAAGUCUUUUCCUUCUGACUGUCCGUCAAAUGUCCGUCCAAUGAGGACCAGUCUCAAGUUGACAACAGGCAACGGAGGCACACUGGAGAGAAUAUUAAUAUUAACAGAGAAGCAUUUUGUCAAAUAAAUAAAAAUAUAAUUUUUCUUACUUUUGGUUCAGAUGAAAAUCCCAAACAUGAGAUGAGUGUAAUUUUUUGCUUUUUUUUCCUUCUAUUUCUUCGUUCAACUUUUGUGUGAGUUGACCUGGAGUCAUAAAGUUGUUAUUAUUUCGUACGUUGACCCUGUGUGUAUUUGUGCGUCUGAGUAUCCCUGUAUGUGGGUCCUGUUUUAAGGCCGUUCAGGUGAAUGUUCGGCUGUGCACUCGGAUCACAUUUCAAAAUGUUUCCCGUUCUUUUGCGUAUUCAAGUUCCUGUGGAUAAGAAUGUCGACUCAGCGCUAAGAUUCAACACGCGUGGCCACGUGCUUCUGCCUCUGCUCGUGGGGCGCGCCAAGUCGUCUCCCCCGGGCUGGACGUAUGCUAGCGUGUACGCGUCCGCUCUUUUGCGCGUGUGCAUCUCUGCUUAUGGCUGAUCCGUACAGGAAGCGCCUGUGUGUGAGAGAGAGAGAGACAGCGCAGCUUCCUGAAGCCCUGCUGCGUGCAGCUCGAGUUCACGACGUCCUCUUCCUUAAGGCUCAGAGAGCGGUGAGGAGGAGGAGGAGGAGGAGGAGGAGGAAGACCAUGGCAAUGACUCUGCGGGGCAGUGCCCAGCUUUCACCCGUGUUGAAAACUGCUCCCUUUGUUACUCUGCUUUCCUUCAAAGCCCAGCGCGCGAACGUCAAUGUCAGAAUGCAAAUAUUUUAAUAAAAACAUUGCCUUUG